This is a messenger RNA of Saccostrea echinata, 345 nucleotides long. Its product is annotated as serine protease inhibitor Cvsi-2-like. Lineage: Eukaryota; Metazoa; Mollusca; Bivalvia; Ostreida; Ostreidae. Bases 49 to 315 code for a protein of 88 amino acids. The transcript is spliced from 3 exons. The record is from RefSeq and is a predicted model, not a curated record.
AAUCCAAACUGACACCAGCGCAAUUCACAUCACAGUUCACCAUACAACAUGAAAACCGUGUUAGUGUGUGUCAUCGCUCUUUUUGCGGUGUUUCUUGGUCUUGUGUUUUCCGAGUCGUGUAUCACCAGCCGUGACUGUGUCUCCAUACAAUGUGACAGCGUCACUACUGUCGAGUGUACCAACGGGACGUGUACAUGUGAACUCGUGGAUGGAUAUUGUGACACGAGAGAUGAUUGCUUGAAUAUGGAAAAUUGGUUCUGUCCAGCGGAGUACAGACACUGUAUUGAUCAGAGAUGUCGCUGUCGUCCAAUCUAAAGACAAUCAAUAAAUGUUUUAUAAAGAAAU